ACGCACUGCUCUUGUGAUGGUAAACAAUUUCCAAUACAACAAUCGCUCGCUUGGCCCCAAAACCAAAGAGAAGCUGUAGCGUAACAUAUUUUGUUCCAUCUUGAACGAGCAGAAUUAGCGCAUCGUACCAGGGAACCGUGCGGUAAGACUGUCCAGUUUCUCUACACCUGUAUUUUUAGCUAGCCUGUGUGCUUCGCCGCUGUUGUGCGUAUCAAAAGCAAAACAUGUUCCCGAACGUAAGCGGAGCGUCAUCCAUUGCUGCAUUUUUGAGCUAGCAACGUUUAGUUUGUCGAAUCGAGCCUAUCACUUCGGGCAUUUAAUUGUAUCGCAGCAAUAAUGAAGGCAAGACAUUUAAUACUAUAGAACGCAACAAAGCCAGGUGCCUUUAAUAUUCUGUAAAAGCUUCCGCGCAACGAUUUUCGUGUACGUUCUGUUUCCACCCAAUGCCUUAAGCGACUUGCCGUAUCGAAAUCGUUCCGAGUGCAGCAAGCCACCUACCUACAAACGUACACACACUCCCAACGAUGGAUAAUGCACGCAUGCACGACAACACUGCCGUUGGUAGAUCACAACCACCCCAAAACUAUGAGCAAUACGGUGCGGCGGAUAUGAAAAAAUAUUACCCACCGGCCGGCAUACCAAUGACCAAUGCACCGCAGCACCCGGAAAGCUCCUCGCUGCAGCUACACUUUGCCUCGCUGGCCGGUAUCGAUUUGGGCAAACGGUUGGGCCCGACGGGCGAACGGAUUGAAAUGUAUUUCAAAAAUCCGUACAACACCGAAAGCGAUGAGGACGACUCGCCGGCAGCAGGGAACGGCACACAUUUGCAGCCCACCAGCAUUGCCGCUGCGAACGCGACGAAAACGAAAAACGCUCGCAAACGCAACAGUUCCGGAAAGCGCAAGCAAAAGUCACCGAAGGUGGAAUCGCCUGAGGAGAUUGCGUUGCGCAAGUUUCCCUGCCCGGAGUGUCCACUGUCGUUUAAGACCGGGUACCAUCUGAAGCGUCACCAUGCGACGAUACAUCAGGAUCAACGGUUCCCGUGCACGGUCUGCCAAACAUCGUACGGCCGGCGGGAGAAGCUACGGGCGCAUCUGGAACUGAUACAUAAGAUUCAAAGUUACUUUGUGUGCGAAAUCUGUCUCGUGUCGUACGAAAAUGACGACCUGCUACAGCGGCACGUCUAUCGCCACGAGCACCCGAAACCACUCGAGUGUGGCACCUGUCUCACACCGAAUGCACGCACGUCGGACGGCAACUAUGGUGGGAACCAUAUCUGCAUCACGUACCAGAACAGCUACGAAUGUUGUGGGAAAGAUUUCGGGUACCAUUACUACUACAACCGGCACAUGCUGACGGUGCACAACAUAAAAACGAACGCACGGGUUAAGCUGCCCAAGGGCACGCUGCUCAGCCAGUUCCGUGCGAUGCGCUCCUCGCGAGGAUCGUGAAGAAGAGCGGCGGCGGCAGCUACGAACUUUGGUUCGUAAAUGCGCCCAAUCCAACACCACAGGUUUACGGUGGAUUAGUUUUUUAGUAAAAUAAUAGUAUUAAGAAGAAAGCGAGAGAGAGAGAGAGAGAGAGAUAAAGGGUAUCGUUUUAUGUCCAGGUGACAGAAAGGUAGUAGUAGCUUAGUAAGAUUCUUCUCCCCUGUGUUGACACUAACAUAUUCACACACACACACACACACACCCUCAGGACGUCAGUUUAUGGGAGGGGGAGAAUGAAACUCCCCCUGAUUUAUAGUAGUAAUAUUAGUACUGAUAGUUAAAAGAACAAUCUCAACCGAUGGUGGCAAGGUAAAAUGGCCGGUUUUUUUCGCGUACAAUAUUCCCACAUUUUAAAAGCCAUCAAGCGACAUAGGUUUUGUAAAGGAAAGUGAAAGCAUCUUCAUCAAUUCCCUUUGUCUUUUAAGGGCUUUCAAUUUAACUGCCUUUUAUCGGUCCCCGGGUGUGCUAGCAUUACAAAGGGAGGGGAUAGUCAGCAUAGUUUUAGGCACGAUAUUUUAUGCAGCGUAUCUUUUAAUUUGUAACGACGACCGGUUUGUGCGCCAAACACACAGUCUCAAGACCUACUAGAUCGAAACGCUCAUCAGGACUGCAACAUCAAUAGUUUUAUUGGGCAAGGGGUUUUUUGUUUAAACCGACUUUAAUUUUAAGUUCUUUUUUUCGAAAUUAGGACCUUCCAAAAGCGAAAACACAUGCUUCAACUAGGAAGCAGUAGAAAAAAAUGUGUUUCCGCCUCCAUUUGUGUGUGUGUGUGUGUGUGUGUUUUGAGUGUGUGUGUGUGUGGAGUUGGAGGUUUAUACUUUAAUCAGAAUUAUUCACACCUCUGUAUGUGUUUUUGUGCCCGUAUGCGUGUCGUUGCGAUGUGUGUGUGUGUGUUUGAAAUUUGAAACACACUUUAUGAGUUUGUACAUACAUAAACACACAACAACAGAAAUUCAUCCCUCUCUAGCGUAAUAUACUCUAUUUAUCGCAGCAUGGAAUUCUAUCGUCGAAUAAAAUCCACACCGUCAAGAGUGAACAAAGUA
Messenger RNA from Anopheles stephensi (Asian malaria mosquito), 2533 nucleotides. Its product is annotated as zinc finger protein 235-like. Gene Ontology annotation, molecular function: RNA polymerase II cis-regulatory region sequence-specific DNA binding; DNA-binding transcription activator activity, RNA polymerase II-specific. Gene Ontology annotation, cellular component: nucleus. The record is from RefSeq and is a predicted model, not a curated record. Lineage: Eukaryota; Metazoa; Arthropoda; Insecta; Diptera; Culicidae. Bases 525 to 1451 code for a protein of 308 amino acids. Gene Ontology annotation, biological process: regulation of transcription by RNA polymerase II. The transcript has 3 exons.